AUGGCUAAAGACACCGACUCCCCCGCGUCCUAUUAUGGUGAACCACGGAAGUUUGACCCUAACUUCAGAGGGCCAAUCCGCAACAGGAGCUGCACUGACGUGGCCUGUUGUUUUAUAUUCAUCAUUGUCAUCAUUGGAUACAUCGCUUUGGGGACUGUGGCCUGGAGCCUUGGUGACCCCAGAAAGGUGGUUUAUCCCACAGACAGCAGGGGCCAGUUCUGUGGCCAGAAGGGGUCCCCAAAUGCAAACAAAACCAUUUUAUUCUACUUCAACAUUUUGAAAUGUGCCAAUCCUGCUGUUCUAAUUAACCUUCAGUGCCCCACUAUUCAGCUCUGUGUCUCCAAGUGCCCUGACAGAUUUGCCCGAUUCCUAGACUCGCAGUCAGGUGCAAACUGGGAAUAUUACAAGCAGUUCUGCAAGCCAGACUUUGUCCUGGGCAGUAAGCCCUCGUCACAAGUACUACGAGAUGAGGACUGUCCAUCCAUGAUUGUGCCAAGCAUACCUUUUAUUCAGCGGUGCUUCCCAGAGUUCAACUCUAAAAAUGGAAUUGUGACAGUAGCUAAUCAGACUGUCUUCAGGGAUGGGCGCAAUAUUCAAAGAAAUAUCAGUGACCUCCAAGAUGCUGCAAUGGGUAUCAACCACAUUCUGAAUGCCAAACAGGUUGUCACCAAGAUCAUUGAGGAUUAUGCAAAUACGUGGCACAUGAUUCUGAUUGGUCUGGCGAUCACCAUGGUGCUAAGUCUGCUCUUCAUUCUGCUUCUGCGCUACAUUGCCGGAGUGCUCCUAUGGGUCAUUAUCUUUGCUGUUGUUGGAAGUAUUGGCUACGGAAUCUGGCAUUGUUACUGGGAGUACAGCACACUGACCACCAAGCAAGGCUCUGAUCUGACCCUCUCAGAACUUGGCUUCCAGCAAGACUUUUCCGUUUAUCUUGACCUUAGUGAAACAUGGCUCAUUUUCUUGUGCUUACUUGCUGUAAUUGAGGGCAUCGUUGUGAUUGUGUUGAUAUUCCUGAGAAAAAGGAUAUGUAUGGCAAUAGCCUUACUAAAAGAGGGGAGCAGGGCCAUUGGACACAUCAUGUCCACCCUCUUCUACCCUCUAGUCACCAUUGUACUCAUAACCAUAUGCAUUGCCUACUGGGCAGUCACAGCAGUCUUCUUAGCAUCUUCAGGUGAGGCCAUCUACAAGGUCUCCUCACCUGAUGGCACGUGCAUGUAUGACAACAACACAUGCAAUCCAACGAAAUUCUCAGAGAGCAACAUCUCCAAAGCUUGCCCAGGAUCACAGUGCAACUUUGCCUUUUAUGGAGGAGAGAGCUUCUAUCACAAGUACAUCCUGGUGUUUCAGUUCAGUAAUUUGUUUGCUUUCCUCUGGAUGGUCAACUUCACCAUCGCACUGGGGCAGUGCACACUUGCAGGCGCCUUUGCAUCAUACUAUUGGGCUCUGAAGAAGCCAGAUGACAUCCCUCGAUGCCCACUGCUGUCCUCAUUCAGCCGGGCCAUACGUUUUCACACAGGUUCUCUAGCGUUUGGUUCUCUGAUCCUCGCCUCAGUGCAGUUUAUAAGAAUUGUUCUGGAGUAUUUAGAUCACAAGCUAAAAGGUGCACAGAACAAAUUUGCAAAGUUCUUGCUUACGUGUCUAAAGUGCUGUUUUUGGUGCUUGGAGCGUUUCAUCAAGUUUUUAAAUCGAAAUGCUUACAUCAUGAUAGCAAUAUAUGGAAAGAACUUUUGCACAUCGGCCAAAGAGGCGUUCUUCCUUCUGAUGAGAAAUAUCGUUAGGGUGGCAGUCUUGGAUAAGGUUACAGACUUCUUGCUCUUUCUGGGCAAACUGCUUAUUUCAGGAGGGGUUGGUGCUUUUGCUUUUUUCACCUUCUCACAUAAAAUACCAUUCCUCGCGCAGUACGUGCCAGUACUAAACUACAUCUGGGUCCCUCUUGUGACAAUAGUAAUUGGAUCCUACAUUGUUGCACAAGGAUUUUUCAAUGUUUACUCCAUGUGUGUGGACACAUUAUUCCUCUGCUUUUGUGAAGACCUGGAGAGGAACGACGGCUCUUUGUCUCGGCCCUAUUUCAUUUCUCCGAAUCUGCACAAGAUACUGCGAAAAGUGGAGGCGGUGUACGAUCAGGAGACGAACGAUGGUACACCUGAACGACCCUACUACAUGAACAGAACUCUGCGCCGCAUCUUCAACAAGAAGAACCAGGUUCCAGAGAAGAGGCCUCGGACUGGAGACUGA
Knipowitschia caucasica is the source of this 2232-nucleotide messenger RNA. The record is from the annotation of a GenBank genome assembly. NCBI's taxonomy places the organism in Eukaryota, Metazoa, Chordata, Actinopteri, Gobiiformes, Gobiidae.